AUGAUCAGCUUGAGUGCUGAUGACAAGUUUAUUCAAGCUGGCUUGAACAGUUCAAGAACAGUACUUGGUAGAAAUGCAUGUGAGAUCCAAAUGGUACACCAAGAAGAUGCUGGUUUGAAUGUGGAAAUUGCAAAGCUGGCCUUUGCAAAAGGCAUAUGGAGUUAUGUAUGUAAGAUGGAUCAUGCCCUUCGCAAAUACUCUGCUUUCUACCAUCUUCGACCGAUUAUAGCUGUAAAUGCCAUCAGUCUGAUUCAGAAGGUUCCUCCUGAAUUGGAUACCAUAAACAUUUCUAGCGCAGAUCAUCCAGAAACCUCAACAGCAAGUGCUAUUUGUUGCAAGGUUGCUUGUGAACGCAGCAGGAAGAAACUCCUGAGGCCUUCAAAUAAAUUGAUCGCCAAUGGACUGAUUUUUCUAGGGGGUGUGAUCUGCCUUUCUCGUGGUCAGUCUAACUUGGGUGCGAAGGUUGCCAUGGCAUACAUAUUGAGUAAGCUGACCAAGCGUGGAGCUUCAUCAAGUCAAAGCCGGCAAGCUUUGGUGCCAUAG
Ilex paraguariensis (yerba mate) is the source of this 543-nucleotide messenger RNA. The record is from the annotation of a GenBank genome assembly. NCBI's taxonomy places the organism in Eukaryota, Viridiplantae, Streptophyta, Magnoliopsida, Aquifoliales, Aquifoliaceae.